AUGAUUUCCUUUUUAUUAUUUGUGAUAUUUACUACUAAUAUUGUGGCUGACGAGAGCGUCAAGUAUGCUGCCGUUAUAUUUAGACAUGGGGACAGGACACCAGUGCAGCCCUACCCGACAGAUCCUUGGCGAAAUGAAUCUUUGUGGCCUGUGAAAUUUGGGGAGCUGACUAAUGUUGGAAAGCGACAACAUUACGCGCUGGGAAAGUGGCUCAGGCAAAGAUAUUCGCAUUUAUUGUCGGAUGCAUUUGAUCCUACCGAGAUUUAUAUUCGGUCGACAGAUAUAGACCGCACUCUUAUGUCGGCUCAAGCCAAUUUAGCAGGAAUGUACCCACCAAAGAGUAAAACUAUGUGGAAUCCAGAUAUAAACUGGCAGCCUAUACCAGUCCACACAGUUCCUGAACUAGAAGAUGAACUCCUUGCUAUGAGGAAGCCGUGUCCUGCUUAUGACACGGAGUUAGAGAGGCUAACGCACUCAAAGCCAUAUAAAGAAAGACUGAGAAAAUACCAGCAUCUGAUGGAUUAUCUGUCGGCGUAUUCUGGUAUGAAGGUGAAAGACUAUUAUGAUAUUGUUGAUAUUUAUAGUACUUUAUACAUAGAGACUCUAUAUAACUUUACAUUACCAAAUUGGACUCAAUCUGUGUACCCUGAUGAAAUGCGCGAACCAGCGUGUUACAGCUUCAAAACUGAAACAGGAUCUCCCCUUCUCUCCCGACUGAAAGUAGGUCCAUUGCUCAAACAUAUAAUGACGCAUAUGUCGGAUGUUUUGUCUGGUGACAAGAAGAGUCAUAAGGUGGUGAUGUACAGUGGACAUGACCUGACUGUGGGCAGUAUACUCAAUGCCUUAGGAUUAUACGAUGGAAACUGCCCGGUGUACACAUCAACUGUAUUCCUUGAACUAGUGAAAGCAAAUAAAACAGGAGAACAUUUUGUGAGGAUCUCGUAUAGGAAUUCAACAGAGAUUGUUGAACCAUAUAUUCUCAAGAUACCAUUCUGUGGUGAAGUCUGCCCGGUGGAAAGGUUCAAGAAGUUAUAUGAUAACCUUAUAUCUGUUAAUUGGGAAGAAGAAUGUAAGAAACAGUUCCCGGCGCUCCUUGGAGCCUCAUUUAUAGUUGGCCUGUGUCUGUUUAUAACAAUAUACGUAGUCCACAAAAUACACUUCGCUCGUGUAUAUAAACAAUACAGGUCAGUAUAUAUUCCCAGGAAAAAUUUGUCUUACCAGAGUAUCCAGAAACCUACCGUGAUGCUAAGCAAUCCACUACAAGCCUAG
Molecule: messenger RNA, 1269 nt
Organism: Spodoptera littoralis (African cotton leafworm)
Lineage: Eukaryota; Metazoa; Arthropoda; Insecta; Lepidoptera; Noctuidae
Source: the annotation of a GenBank genome assembly